Messenger RNA from Cladocopium goreaui, 438 nucleotides. The record is from the annotation of a GenBank genome assembly. Lineage: Eukaryota; Dinophyceae; Suessiales; Symbiodiniaceae.
AUGAGACGCCCCUGGAGACGGCCUGGACUUUUUGGUGCGACCGGGGACCCCGGGGAAUACCGGGGAAUACCGGGGAUCGAGACAUCACGGGACUGGUUGAGGGGCGAACGGUACGACAAAAAGACCAGCGACCGGAAAGAGAGCGAACAGUACAUGGAAGGUUUGAAGCAGCUGGGCAGCUUCAACACCGUGGAGGGCUUCUACCGCCACUACAGUUUCCUUCUGCGGCCUUCCGAGCUUCCCCGGGAUCACAACGUACUUCUCUUUCGCAAAGGCUACAGACCCAUGUGGGAGGAGUUCCCUGAGGGCGGUUGUUGGAUCAUCCGGAUCAAGCGAAAGGCCUCUCAGAACUACGUGAAUCGCAUGUGGGAGAACCUUCUGUUGGCGUUCAUUGGCGAGGAGAGCGAACUGGAGUGUAUUGCCGUGGAUACAUCAUGA